AUGCUCGCACAAUCUCGAUUCUUCUGUGCGCCAUCGACGUCUUCUUCCUCUUCCUCUCAUCGCACUCAACACACUUUAUCGAGCAGAGGAGGAAGACGUUCUGGCCUUCGAGAUGAACAAAAACGUCACCCGAAAGUCCAUCAAAGAAAAAAGAAAUGUACCCACGCGGCGUUGGCAAACGCAGACAUUGAACGCGCUCGAGGAGGUGAUUUUCGCGAAGCUGCAGAGUGCUUCGUUGACGCGUUCUUCGUCGACGGUAAAUCGAAUCCAGACGACCGAGAAAUCGGCUCUUUAGAACGCGCCCAGGCGUCUGAUUUAUCCAAAAGAUACUCAAAUGCGAAGAAAGGGGCGAUGUUCAUCGUGCGAGACGACGAGACGUGCGAUUUGAUGGCGUGCGCUGGGGUAGAGUAUCGACGAUAUUUGGGCGAUUACGACUACGAAAACGUUCCGGAAGACGUUGAUAGAUUCGCGCUCGGGUCUUCGAUAACGGUACCGAUUAUUGCAAACCUGGCCACCUCUCGAAAGGCUCGAGGGAAAGGCUACGCCAAGGCGUUGGUGAGAGAGUGUGAAAAGGAGGCGAAGAAUAACGGUUUCGAAGAGUGCGCUUUAAUUGUAGAAAGCACGAAUAGUAAAGCUCGUUCGUUGUAUAAAAAAAUGGGCUAUAGAGUUGCGAAAACGCUGAAAGAUCAAAAUGCGUUGAAGAUGCAGAGCGACGGAAAAGCGAGAGUCGUGAAGGUGACCACGUUGCUAAUGAGAAAGAGUUUACUCAAUCAAAGACAGAGCAUCGAUUUGGAGAGUCUCGUUGUUCCAAUCGGUGCAGUGGUAGCUUUAUACGCGCUCAGUGCUAACGACGACCUUCGAGACGCCAUCUUUGGCUUUCUCGGCACUUCGUAA
Bathycoccus prasinos is the source of this 894-nucleotide messenger RNA. RefSeq lists its product with no specific name. NCBI's taxonomy places the organism in Eukaryota, Viridiplantae, Chlorophyta, Mamiellophyceae, Mamiellales, Bathycoccaceae. The transcript has a single exon. The record is from RefSeq and is a predicted model, not a curated record. Bases 1 to 894 code for a protein of 297 amino acids. Gene Ontology annotation, molecular function: acyltransferase activity, transferring groups other than amino-acyl groups.